AUGGUCAGUGGAAGUUCUUUAACUUACCAUAAACGUAUCCAUACAUUGGAAAAGCCAUAUCAGUGCAAUAUCUGUGGCAAAUCUUUCUCUGUAAAUAGUAACCUAACUGUACAUGAACGUAUUCAUACAGUGGAAAAGCCUUAUUACUGUGACAUCUGUGCCAGAAACUUGACUACACAUAAGUGUAUUCAUACAGGGAAAAAGCGAUUUCACUGUGACAUCUGUGGUAAAUCAUUCUCUAUACAAUAUAACUUCACUAACCACAAACAUAUUCGUACAGGGGAGACACCAUAUUCUUGUGAUAUCUGUAGUAAAUCAUUCUCCCGCAAUAGCAGCUUAGCUUCUCACAGACGUUUCCAUACAGGAAAGAAGCCAUAUCGCUGA
Octopus sinensis (East Asian common octopus) is the source of this 384-nucleotide messenger RNA. Its product is annotated as zinc finger protein 679-like. The coding region runs from base 1 to 384 and encodes 127 amino acids. The record is from RefSeq and is a predicted model, not a curated record. NCBI's taxonomy places the organism in Eukaryota, Metazoa, Mollusca, Cephalopoda, Octopoda, Octopodidae. The transcript has 3 exons.